AUGCCGGCCAUUCUCCCUGACCAAACCCCCUCGGUCGAGCACCACCAACAAUCAAAGCUCAACCUCCUCGCAACAACACAACCCAACUCAUCCCAACCCCUGCCCUCCACCGUAGACUGCGCCGCCCACCUCGAGCUCCUCGAGACCUUUGUCACCCUCCGCGACGCAGUCCACCUCCUCGCCGCCGACGUGGGCCAGGGCCCCGAGCGCGUGUGGGACCUGUACUGCAACCGCGCAGUCGCCCGCUUCGAGCAAUGGAGCGCCGGCGCCCAGAGGCCGGGGCAGAUGCCGGCCGUCGAUGUGCUCAUGGCCUGGCACGCGUUGAUGCUGCACCCCAAGGCGUACGCCCGGUUCAUCGAGCUCGGUGGUCCGCUGGGCCUGGAUGGGAUCAACUGGUCUGAGACUUCGAGAUCAUCAAACCUCGAGAACCUCCUCGCCUCAAUCGACCUUCCCUCCCUCCUCUCAUCACCCGCACACACCGGCAUCUUCACCCACGCCUCUUCGACAGGCACCCCUCUCUUCACCUACCCCCUUGCAGCAGCAAUCAACCGCCAAUUCUCCUUCUCCCUCAAAAUGUCCGCCCACGCCUGGCUCCGCAGCCCAGUCCCGGCACUAACAUCGACCCUCGCGGCGGCACAGUCCCGCUACGCGCAGUUCUUCCACCUCAUCGCCGCCCACCCGGGCACCGUCAUGGUGCCGACGCUCGACAUCGACCUCGUCUGGCACACGCACCAGCUGUCGCCCGCGCGGUACCUCGCCUACUCCAAGCGGACGACGGGGAAGCUGGUCGACCAUGACGACGAGAUUCCCGACGAGAGCUUGGCGGUGCUGUCGACGGAUAUGAGGGCUUUGUGGAGGGAGGAAUUUGGCGAGGAGUAUCUUCCCGCUGCCUGCCAGGAUGAUGCCGGGUGUGGGGGCGGGUGCGGUGGUGGAUGUGGAGGUGAGGGAGGCUGCGGAAGCUGCGGUGCCAUGAAAUGA
Messenger RNA from Colletotrichum orchidophilum, 978 nucleotides. RefSeq lists its product as uncharacterized. The record is from RefSeq and is a predicted model, not a curated record. Bases 1 to 978 code for a protein of 325 amino acids. The transcript is spliced from 3 exons. Lineage: Eukaryota; Fungi; Ascomycota; Sordariomycetes; Glomerellales; Glomerellaceae.